Messenger RNA from Salmo salar (Atlantic salmon), 3828 nucleotides. NCBI's taxonomy places the organism in Eukaryota, Metazoa, Chordata, Actinopteri, Salmoniformes, Salmonidae. The record is from RefSeq and is a predicted model, not a curated record.
GGGAACGCAAAUGUCAUUUAUAAAGAGCAAUAGCGCAAUAUUGAACAAUACAUUUGACUCAAAUGCAUACCUGACAGACGUAGCUAAGCCGUUUGUUGCGGUCAACCGUAGGGGUCUUGGAAAUGCAUUAAGUUUGUCGCCCUGUGUGUAGUUGAAUCCCUGCUCUAAGGCUCAACGUUGGCUAGAGCUAUGUGGCGAUUGGGGAGGGGUGGCAUUACAAGAGCACGAUUGUUUUCCCUCUUCCACUGUGGAGUUUAGGACUGAGAGAGGACGACGUAGCACACUAGCUAGUCAGUAGGAGUAGCUGAUUCAACCCUGAACUGUGCAUGAGGAGGGACAUAGGAGUGGUCUGGAAUAUAAACAUAACUAACCCUGACCAAUGUACACAAAGGGGCAGCAGCAGUAGUAGGUUGGAUGCGGGUUGUGUGUGCGGUGCUGUGCCUUGGCCUUGUAGGGGCGCUGCAGCGGGACCAGGUAGCUCAACAUGCCAUCAAGCUGCAUCGGGGCAGGAGUGCUGUGGCCAAGCACGCUUGGAGCUGGGUGUCUGAUAACUGCCGGCGCCUGGGCAGCCUCAUCCGACAGAAGAACACUGCCAUUAAGAAGCUAGCUGUGGCUGCAGCCGCUGUGGGGCGAGACCACUCCCUCUCAGAUCCAGAGAGACUCUUCCAGGUUCACACUCUGGAGGUGUUCCAGAAGGAGCUGAAUGAGAGCGAACGCUCAGUCUUCCAGGCGGUGGUGGGCCUGCAGAGGGCGCUGCAGGGAGACUACAGGGACGUGGUCAACAUGAAGGAGAGCAGCCGUCAGAGACUGGAGGCUCUCAGAGAAGCAGCCAUUAAGGAGGAACAGGAGUAUGUAGAGCUGGUAGCAGCAGAGAAGCACCAGGUGGAGGCUGUGAAGAGUGCCCUGGCCCAGAACAAGACCCUGUCCAUGCUGGAUGAGAUCCUCGAGGACGUCAGGAGAGCUGCUGACCGCCUGGAGGAGGAGAUAGAGGACCACGCCUUCGACAACAAUAAACAGAUGAAUGGCGUGCACGUAGCCAACGUGGAGGCAGUGCUGAGAGUGGAGGAGGAGGAGGAAGACGGAGGGAAAAGAAGAAGGAACGCGUCAAGGAGAGGUGGAGAGGUGGAGGACGACGUGGGACUGAGCAUGCUCAUCGACUCCCAGAACAACCAGUAUGUUCUGACCAAGCCCAGAGACUCCACCAUGCCCCGCUCCGAUCAACACUUCAUCAAGGACCUGGUCUCCGUAGUGAUGCUCUCUCUGCCAUGUGGUUGGCUGUGCACUAUGAUGGGCCUGCCCCCCAUGUUUGGUUACAUCAUCUGUGGAGUCCUCCUGGGUCCCUCUGGACUCAACAGCAUCAAGUCUAUGGUUCAGGUUGAGACGUUGGGAGAGUUGGGAGUGUUCUUCACUCUCUUCGUGGUCGGUCUGGAGUUCUCCCCAGAGCGACUUCGGAAGGUGUGGAAGACCUCUGUGCAGGGUUCAUGUUACCUCAGUCUGUUGAUGGUAGCUACAGGGCUGCUGUGGGGUCAGGUGCUGCAUGUCCGUCCCACCCAGACUGUCUUCAUCUCCUCCUGUCUCUCUCUAUCCUCCACACCACUGGUCUCACGCUUCCUGGCUGGGGGAGCCCGCCCAGACAAGGAUGGUGAGCUGGACUACAGCAGUGUUCUCCUGGGGAUGUUGGUGAUGCAGGAUGUUCAGCUGGGGCUGUUCAUAGCCGUCAUGCCCACCCUCAUACAGGUGUCAUCUGGCCACCUGGACAGUGUUCUGUUUGGGGGUCUGCGCGUCCUCCUGCUCCUGUCCCAGGUCCUGUUCUCUCUGGCUGUGGUACUACUGCUGUGUGUUCUCCUCAAGUCCUUCCUGAUUGGUCCAUACUACAGGAAGCUCCAUGCUGAGUCUAAAGGCAGCAAGGAGAUCCUGGUUCUGGGAACCGCUGCCUUCGUAUUCCUCAUGCUCACCGUGACGGAGUUCCUGGACAUUUCCAUGGAGCUGGGCUGCUUCCUGGCUGGAGCGCUUCUCUCCUCGCAGGGUCAGAUUUGCACCACGGAGGUCAUGGGCUGCAUCGAACCAAUCAGAGACUUCCUCGCCAUCAUCUUCUUCGCCUCCAUUGGUUUCCAUGUCUUUCCUACCUUUGUCCUGUACGAACUGACAGUCCUGGUGGUGCUGACUCUCUCACUGGUCAUCAUGAAGUUCCUGAUGGCGGUGCUGGUGCUGUCGGCCAUCUUGCCUAAGGGUUCUCGCCACAUCCGUUGGAUAGUGUCUGCCGGCCUGGCGCAGGUCAGCGAGUUCUCCUUCGUUUUGGGGAGCCGCGCCCGCCGAGCUGGCAUCAUCUCCAGAGAGGUGUACCUGCUGGUUCUCAGUGUCACCACUCUGUCCUCUUCUUCCCCAGGUGUACCUGCUGGUUCUCAGUGUCACCACUCUGUCCUCUUCUUCCCCAGGUGUACCUGCUGGUUCUGUGUCACCACUCUGUCCUCUUCUUCCCCAGGUGUACCAGCUGGUUCUCAGUGUCACCACUCUGUCCUCUUCUUCCCCAGGUGUACCUGCUGGUUCUCAGUGUCACCACUCUGUCCUCUUCUUCCCCAGGUGUACCUGCUGGUUCUCAGUGUCACCACUCUGUCCUCUUCUUCCCCAGGUGUACCUGCUGGUUCUCAGUGUCACCACUCUGUCCUCUUCUUCCCCAGGUGUACCUGCUGGUUCUCAGUGUCACCACUCUGUCCUCUUCUUCCCCAGGUGUACCUGCUGGUUCUCAGUGUCACCACUCUGAGUCUUCUGCUGGCUCCGGUGUUGUGGAGAGCCGCCACACACAAGUGGGUCCCUCGAGCCGAACGCAAGACACUCGCCCGCCCGCCCCCGCUGCUGCCACACCCAGCAGACUGAAGCCCAUAGGGGCCCUGCAAAAGGGCCAAAGGAUCAAAGGUCAUUCUCCCUCUUUCCAUGGAGAAAAUAGUAAUGACCCAUUAUCUUUGGGUCAUUGGUUGCAUCCAAAAUGGCACCCUGUUCCCUACAUAGAGCUCUGAUCUAAAGUAGUGCACUAUAUAACGAAUAGGGUGCCAUUUGAGAUGCGAUCAUUGUAGAAUGGUUUCCAUGUACUCAUUGUUGUCUUGACUGUUAUUCCUCCACUCACGUCCUACAGUAGUUAUGGAGGGAUCCCUGAUGAGAAUACCGUUUUGGUUUGUGACGUCACAUUGUUGGUGAUGACAUAUUCCCUUCAAGGGAAUAUUAUUAGUCUGGGGUUGCAUAAAGAUCAGUUUCAUCAGGACCAAACCUGGGAGAAAGACAUAGGCCAAGGUUAACAGUUCAACUUUCCAUUUAGUACGUUUGAAUGUCAAGCUGAUACUGUAAAGUCUCAGUGUUCUAACCAAACACGGACAUAUAGAAACUGUAUGUAUGGGUUGUUUAUGUCACGGCUUUACAUGUAUGUAUGCGUUAUUGCACUCCUAUGGCAUCUAAUGCUCUAAAAUGUUUAUUUUUCUUAUGUUUCAGUGACUGUUUUAUAUGAUAAUGGCUCGAUGAUCUUAUUCUGUUUGUAUGGUGUACUGUACUGUACUGUAGCCUGCCUGGAGGAAAACUACUACAACUAGAAGACUUCCUGCUAAUACAUCAUGUAAGGGAGAAAUAAAGAUAUUGUAUUUAUUAGGCCAGUUAUAGUUAGAUUAUGUAUAAACGUUACAAUGGAAAUAAGGGGGUCAUUCCAAGAACAAUAAAUUCCCAUUUUACAUUGUGUUAAGUUGGAGUUUGUUUAAUAUUCAACAAAAUACAAAAUGUUGUACAUUAUGUCAUUCAAAAAUGUUGGAAUAUGCACUUAUUUAUUAAAAGAUUGGUUUAUUGGUU